GGCAGCCAGCUGGCUGCAUGGCGCGCUGCGAGCGGCUUCGUGGCGCGGCCCUGCGCGACGUGCUGGGCCGGGCGCAGGGGGUCCUGUUCGACUGCGACGGUGUGCUGUGGAACGGCGAGCGCGCCGUGCCGGGAGCUCCGGAGCUGGUGGAGCGGCUGGCGCGUGCUGGCAAGAGGGCGUUGUUCGUAAGCAACAACAGCCGGCGCGCGCGGCCAGAGCUGGCUCUCCGCUUCGCGCGCCUCGGCUUCGGGGGGCUGUGCGCCGAGCAGGUCUUCAGCUCCGCGGUGUGCGCCGCGCGUUUGCUGCGCCAGCGUCUGCCCGGGCCGCCGGACGCGCCGGGCUCAGUGUUCGUGCUGGGCGGCGAGGGGCUACGCUCCGAGCUGCGCGCUGCGGGGCUGCGCUUGGCCGGGGACCCCGGAGAAGACCAGGGCGCGGCCCCGCGCGUGCGUGCCGUGCUCGUGGGCUACGACGAGCACUUUUCUUUCUCCAAGCUGAGCGAGGCGUGCGCUCACCUGCGGAACCCCGACUGCCUGCUGGUGGCCACCGACCGCGACCCGUGGCAUCCGCUCAGCGACGGCAGCCGGACCCCUGGCACCGGGAGCCUGGCUGCCGCCGUGGAGACAGCCUCAGGACGCCAGGCCCUGGUGGUGGGCAAGCCCAGCCCCUACAUGUUCGAGUGCAUCACGGAGCACUUCAGCGUGGACCCUGCCCGCAUGCUCAUGGUGGGCGACCGCCUGGAGACCGACAUCCUCUUCGGCCACCGCUGUGGCAUGACCACCGUGCUCACGCUCACGGGUGUCUCCCGCCUGGAGGAGGCCCAGGCCUACCUGGCAGCCGGCCAGCAGGAUCUGGUGCCCCAUUACUAUGUGGAGAGCAUCGCGGACUUAAUGGAAGGGCUGGAGGACUGAGCCCGCCUGACCUGCAGCCGCAGCCCCACCCCUUCCCCAUCCUGAUCCCGUAGACGGAGGUGAAGGGCCAGGAGCUGCGUUAAGUGCCACUGGCUCUCUGGCCCCAGUUCCUGCACGGUGGUGGGGCUGGGACCCAGGGAAGGUUUUAGGGCCCUUCUACCCCUUCCCAGGGUGGCUGAGCACUCUUUGCUGUGCCAAAAGCUGCCCCUCUUGCCCCGCUGGUUUGCCUUGGCCUGACCAGCCAAGGUGGCCUUUUGUCCUGCCCUGCGACCUCCCCUUGUUUAAAUCUGGGCCCCAAUGCCCACUGAAGAUUCCCCCCAACCCUAAGCCCUUAACUCCCUCACCCUCCCCCGGCCCCCACCCAGGACCUCUAGAGCUCUACCUGCUCCCCAGGUCUUGGCCUUGGGUUCCUGUUGGCCAAUCAGAGGUCUAGGUAGCCCCAAGCCACUAUUGUCCUGAGCCCUGAAUGGACCAAUCAGAAGGCUAAGUCAUAGUGAUUCGCUGAUGUUGGGUCCUGGGUGGACCAUCUGGGAGCCUGAGUAACAAUGACCCUUUCAUGUCCUAGAUCCUGGGUAGACCAGUCAGGACAGCAGGUGAUGACCCUCUGGUCUUAGAUCCGGAAUAGAACAGAAGUCAGAGACAGUGGCCUCUCGACAUCUGGGUCUCACUGGGUGAGCCAAGGGUCCAGAUUUCUCUCAGUAAGUAAGGUCCAUGUACUAAAGACACCCCUCCACCAAGAUUGCUAUCCAGGGGGCCACUCAGUGGCCCUGGGGGCCACCGGAGCCGAGAGCCCUGCCCUCCCUCGUUUGUGGUACCGGUCCAGUGUUGAUGGUGGCAGCAGCUCAGAAUGGGGGGUUUGUGUCCCUCCCUGUGCCAUCAGUGUUUGCUGUGCCACUUCUCCCCCGUGCCCGACCUGGCUAUUUAUUUAUCAUUGUGUGCCAGUGAUGGUGGGGGUGGGGGCUGGGCCUUCCCUGCCACCUCCGCCCCGUCGUAACUAGCCCUCCCGUACUUAAUAAAGUGGGAGUGGGGUUGCCUGUGUGGGCUGAAGUCUGUCCAUGGCUGGCGCAUGGGGAGAAGGAGCCACUGGCUGAGCCCGGUCUCCCCAGCCCUGGCCCACCACGACCUUCCACUGCAUGAAGCAACCCGUCCCAGUUCCAGGGUGUGCUCUCUGCAGCAGUACUCGGGCGCACGUUGCCCCUCACAGAGUCUGUGCAGUGGUUUGUUUCAGAACCCUGUUCAGAAAACCCUGCCAGCUUGUGGCGCUCAUCCCACAUCCCACUUUAGGAAGACACUUGGGGAAUAAAGAUUGGACAUGCAAUGCGAACUUUCACACGGGCACACAUCUACAAAGUGCAGUCACGUAAGGCAGGGUUUGAAUUUGUGUUGGCUGACCCCAGGGGGCUGCUCCCCCUUCUCAGGAGAGACUGGAAUUGGGCCGGGGACAGUUCCCCAGCCUCUGGAGGCCCAGGUGGGAUGCUGCAGCGCCCCUCCGUGGGCAUCCUUCACGCCUAGGGUGCGGCGCGCCCGCCCUGCUGGGCCUGAGCUCCUCCAGGCCAGGCGCGCAUCACUGCCUUCCCAGCACCUGGUGCAGAGGCCGCGCUCCGCUGUGAGCUGGCCGCAGGGCAGCCCGGAAUGGCCUGCAGAUUCUGAGUGGGGAGAUGACAUGACUGUUGAAGGCCUGGCCGUCACCAGUGUGUCGCUUGUACGUGCACAAGUCCCUUCCCGCUCAGCCUGCUUCCUCAUUUAGAGAGUGAGGGGUAGGUCUGGAGGUCUUGGGGAACCCUCUCCAGCGUGACUGUCUUCUCUGGAAGAAGGGGUGCCUGCCUGAGCCUGGCUGUGUCAUGACAAAAUCAGCAGGUCGCAUUCGUGGAACCUAGGGGCUGUGACAAACGCCUCAGCCCGGCUAAGGUGUGAGGGGCUUGCGGCUGCCCCUGUGAGGGGGUCAGCACUCUCCAGGUGUAUCCUGGCUGUGCUGCGUCCCAAGCAGUGGGCACCUCCCACCCGACCAGUGUCCCAGGGCAGACUCAUUGGCUUGGCUUGGGUCCCACAUCCAUCUCAGAACCUGUGCCCCAGGGGAUAGAGCAUCGCUGUCAACCAGCCCGAGCCAUGUGUCCCCCACCCCAGAGGAAGGCAGUACUUGUCUCCCCAGCCUCACUCCAGACCAGUAGCCACCGCUCCCCUUCCGUGCUUUCCUUCAGGGGAGGGCUUGGUGGCUUGUGAGCUGGAGGGAGUGGGCGUCCCAGUCCCAAGUAGUGAAUCUUGAUUGUUUAAGCCAAUCAUGGUUGCGUGAUUGCCCCUAGCCUGUGAUUGGGUAACCAUGGGCUUGUGAGGCACUUUGUUCAUUUUCUAUUUUGGGGGGCGGGGGGUUGGUUUUUUGUUUGUUUCUGUGAUGCACUUCUGACCAAUAAGACAAGAGGGGGUAUUCCGGAAUGUUUGGCUCACUUUUAAAGCAGGACAUGGAGUACGGACUCCCUCUUCUGGCCUUGGCUGUAGAAGCUGUUGCAGCCAGUCUGUGAUCACGAGGUGUGACCAACACAUUUCUCAGCUUCGUGACUGCAGAGCCACACACACACACACAAAAGAGAACUUCCUGGGGUUAUUUCCUCCUCAACUUCUAAUUUAGAGAAGUUUCAAACCCACAGAAAAAGUGCAAGAGUGGCACAAAGAACACCCCUCACUUGGAUUCCCAAUUGUUAAUAUUUCAGGAAGUUGAUUGAUGCACCGGUCCACAAAAUGAAACA
This is a messenger RNA of Pteronotus mesoamericanus, 3649 nucleotides long. It is a transcript of the gene PDXP, whose product is annotated as pyridoxal phosphatase. The transcript has 2 exons. Gene Ontology annotation, molecular function: pyridoxal phosphatase activity. Lineage: Eukaryota; Metazoa; Chordata; Mammalia; Chiroptera; Mormoopidae. The coding region runs from base 18 to 908 and encodes 296 amino acids. The record is from RefSeq and is a predicted model, not a curated record.